AACAUACAUUUCAUCUCUACUACUUAUAAGGUUCCACCUAUACUGUUUUCUAAAUCUCAAAUCUAAUCAGCAUUUGAGGAAUGAAAGAAAUGAUUAUCAUCCGACGAUCACCUUUCUUUGCUUUCUUAGUAUUGCUAAUGAUUGAAUCAGCAGUAGGGUACAAUCUGUCGAAGAGUGGUUGUUCAGACCAUUGUGGGAAUGUCAGCAUUCCAUACCCCUUUGGAAUCGGAACAGGUUGCUACAUGAAAAAAUGGUUUGAGGUCACCUGCAAUGAGUCUCUCACUCCUCCUAGAACUUUCCUAACCAGCGGAAAUAUUGAGGUACUGUAUAUAUCUCUUGUUCCCAGCGUUCUUGGCGUCAAACUACCCACAAUCUCCUACGACGCAGAAUGGAAAACUUUGAAUCUUUCUGGAAGUCCUUUUAAGUCCGUCAGGAGAACGGCCCCCUAUGAGGAAUAUGUUCCAGGCGUGUUAGAAUGGGCGCUUACUGAUGAAGAUGUAUCACAAUUACCACAUUCAAAUGAGAAUGCAUUUAAUUGUUCCCAGUUUAAUAGUACUAAUGAUACCAUUCGUUAUGGUUAUAACAAUUCCUACUUGUUUCUCAUCUAUAAUUUAUCUUUAACGUCCUCAAGCACAAGUCGACAAUGUUUUUGUGCACCUGGAUUUCAAGGCAACCCUUAUCUACCAGAUGGAUGUCACGGACAACGUAAGGAUGUUUCCGCUCAGUAUGAUUUGGCUUGGAGGAAGCUCAUGGGUAAGCCCGCUAUUCAGCUGCCGUUGAUAAAUUAUGCUAUUAAUGCUGACUGUUCUCUAUUUACUGAUAUUGUCAGGAAAGGACAUGCCUUGCAGUUUAAUUGGUUAUUUGAGAAAAAAGCCUUCACCUUGCAUCCAGAUGAUACAUUUUCUGUUGAUUUUGAUAAGGUUGAAGAAGCGGUUGAAAGCUUGAGGAGGAAGAUACUAACGAUACGGCCACAGGGGUACAAGGAAGCUACAAGCUUGCUUCUUCAGAAGCACUGUGUGAUUACAACUCCAUUAAAAGUUGCAUUGCAAAAAUUAGAAUGCACUCAGGUGCCCGUGGAUACAGCUCCCACAUUUCCAGUGGCCCAAAAAUUAUUUGAAUGAAGGCGACCAUCAUACAUUUUACUCCCACCGUGUUACAAAAAGAGCGCCUAAGUGGCAGUAGAGCUAGGCGUUUCUUUUAUUUGUUAGAUUUUUCUGUUUUAUUUUGGCAUUUUUUCAGAAAAAUAAGAACACCUACAACAG
Messenger RNA from Rubroshorea leprosula, 1262 nucleotides. The record is from the annotation of a GenBank genome assembly. Lineage: Eukaryota; Viridiplantae; Streptophyta; Magnoliopsida; Malvales; Dipterocarpaceae.